This is a messenger RNA of Aspergillus costaricaensis CBS 115574, 1180 nucleotides long. RefSeq names its product phosphotransferase family protein. The transcript is spliced from 2 exons. Lineage: Eukaryota; Fungi; Ascomycota; Eurotiomycetes; Eurotiales; Aspergillaceae. The record is from RefSeq and is a predicted model, not a curated record. The coding region runs from base 52 to 873 and encodes 273 amino acids.
CUUCCUUCCCUCAGUCAUACUCACCCUCACGACUUCGCCAUCAUCUACAACAUGUCGGAGAUAGAGGAGAUUGAGGCCCGCCUGGCUAAGCAGCUGGAGGAAUAUCGGAGCAUCAUACAAGGCACAGACCUCUACGAGUAUAUGGGGAAUCGCGUGGUGGAAUCCCGAACCACGAGCGGUAACUUGGUCGCUGUGAAAGUGAACCGGAAGGAAGACUACAGGCGAUCGGAAGCUGAAAUGAUGCAGUAUGCCCAUGAAAAAGGGAUCCUCACACCUCGGGUACGCGGUUGCUAUGAUGUGAAGAGGGGUGUCAUAGCCACAGUGACUGACCGGGUGCCUGGCGAUUCGCUUGAUAAAGUCUGGCACACCUUAACCAAGUCUCAGAAGAAAAACAUUGAACUCCAACUCAAGCAGCAGGUACAAGAGAUGCGGAAACACACCCAGCCGUAUAUUGGCCGUAUUGGCAAUGUCACGACAUAUAAUUUCUUUGACCGCCUGCACAAUAAUGACAUGGGUCCCUUUGCUUCAGAAGAGGAAUUUGAUGAGUGGUGCUUUGCCAGAGUUAAGUUUCCUUACCAACAGGCAUUCUGGAAGCGAUACUUGCCUAAGAUGAGGAAGAAGAGGCCUUCAAAAUUCGUUUUGACACAUGGUGAUCUGUCUGCGCGGAAUAUUAUGGUUCAAGAUGGCCAGCUCACCGGCAUCAUCGAUUGGGGGUACAGUGGAUUUUUCCCUGAAUACAUGGAGUAUGCCUUGGCAACGGUCAUUCAUGAAUCUAUAGAGGAUUGGUGGCUUCCCGUGCUGAAAAGGGUGCUGGAGCCCUCUGGGUACCUCCGGGCCAAAUUUAUCGCUACCAUCAAGGAUCGAGGGUGGUAGUCAUCCUUCUUCUCUUGUUCUCUCUCUUAUCUGUCUCCUUGUCCAGUUUAUCCUGGCGUCAUGCGAGCCUCUCAUGUCAUUGAUAUGAUUUCUGUUAAAGUUGUUCUUAACUCGCCACUGUGUACUUCUUAUGUUCCCUCAUGUUUCCUCAUGUCUACGCUAGAUACCCACCCCUACAUCGUGCCCCCGAAGGGUGUCUUACACAUACAAUUUAGGCCGAGGCUGUUUCAAUUUGUGCACUAUGAUCUUUUUUUUUUUUUUUAUCAAUGACAUACACACAUACACAUAUCUCAAUGUUUAUAUCCGG